Gopherus flavomarginatus (Mexican gopher tortoise) is the source of this 2021-nucleotide messenger RNA. RefSeq names its product cilia and flagella associated protein 300 (gene CFAP300). The transcript is spliced from 7 exons. The coding region runs from base 798 to 1487 and encodes 229 amino acids. Lineage: Eukaryota; Metazoa; Chordata; Testudines; Testudinidae. The record is from RefSeq and is a predicted model, not a curated record.
AGGAUGAAGAGGUUAUUGAUGUCACACGUUCCCUUGGUAUAUGGAUUAACAUUAGAGUUGCCAAAGGUGUCCAGUUUUCAACCAUAAUCCCCUGUUGAAGGGGACCCUGGCGGCUUUGGGCAGCACCGCUGACUAGGUCUUUGAAAGUCCGGUUGGUGAAGUAGCGGGGUUAAGGCAGUGCUCCCCAUAGCUCCUGGAAGCGGCUGCGAGGUCCCUGCGGCCCCUACAUGCAGGGAGAUACCACAUGCUGCCUCCACCCCGAGUGGUGGCCUCGCAACUUCCAUUGGUUGGGAACCACGACCAAUGGGAACUGCAGAGCUGGCACUGGUGGAGAGGGCAGCACGCUGAGCCUCCCUGGCCUCCCAUGCACCUAAGGGCUGCAGGGACCUGGCAGCCACUUUCUGGGAGCCGCCGGGACCCCACACCACCUUCUGCACCCCAACCCCCUGCCCCAGCCCAAAGUCCCCUCUCACACCCAAUCUCCCUCCCAGAGCCUGCUCCCCUGUGCCCCAGCCCAGAGCCCCCUCCUGCACCCGAAACCCCUCAUUCCUGGCUCGAGCCCAGAGCCCACACCCAACCAGAGUCCUCACCUCCCUUCCGCACCCCAACUCCUGCCCCAGCCUGGUGAAAGUGAAUGAGGGUGGAGUGAUGGAGUGAGGGGGGCAGGGACAGCACUUGGGGAAAGGGAAGGUGUAGGGCCUCAGGGAAGGUGUGGGGCAGGGGUGUUUGGUUUGUGUGAUCAGAAAGUUGGCAACCCUAAUUAACAUCAACCUUGUUUUGCAGUAAAACUGUGGUCCAUGCAUGGCAGAAUCACCAUGCAAGCAUUCAGUUUUGACCAACAUUUCAAGACCUAUCAAAAGGAUGAAUUUGUUAAGGCAUUUUUUAAUGAUCCAAAUGUUACUGCCAAUUUGAAAUUGCUUACAGCUUCUGGACAGUGGACUACACUAGGUACCAAAGUGAAAAAAAUUGAAGCCAUAGUUGUUCCCUGUACACAAGUUUCCAUGUCAUUUUUUGACCGACUGUACUCUGAAGAAGUUGUUAGAGAAACUGGCCAUAUUGUUAAGUGUUAUGAUGACUAUUAUGAUGGCAUUCCCAUCUCAGAUGAGUUAAGAAAGGUUUUGCUUCUGGAAGAUUCUGACCAUUUUGAUUUAUUCAGCCAGUCAAAUCGUGAGGAGUUUCUCUUCUGUCUUUUUAAGCAUCUUUGUCUUGGAGGAACUCUCUGUCAAUUUGAAGAUGUGCUUGGUCCAUACUUAGAAACUACAAAGGCUUUAUAUAAAGAUCUUGUAAGUGUUCAAAAGGAUCCUGUAACAAAGGAAAUAAUUAUUACAUCAACUGUCUUCAAAGUUUCUGCAUAUGAUGAAAACGGUAUGUGCUAUCCUUCAACCAAAAGCCAUGAACAGACAUUUGCCUACUUGAUUGUGGAUCCUCUGAAACGACAUGUUCAUGUUUUGUACCAUUCUUUUGGUGGGAGCUUAUUUUUUAACUAAUUAUUCUUAAUGUCCAAUUCUACGUAUUAGCAGUAUAAUGGAAUGGAGGAGCUCGUCUUUCUAUAUGGAAUUAAUUAAAAAUUCCAUAGUUCCAUUCCCUUCAAUGAAAUACACAUUGCCUGGCUAUGCAAAAAUGUGAACUGUGAUAUACAUUUUCCAUAGUUUUUGUUGAAUUAUUAAGAAGGAAUGUUUUCUGUUCACAGAUAAAUCAUAAUUUUAUACAAAAUGUUUACAAAGUCUUUGCUCUUGCUAAAUUGAUUUUAAUUGUAAGAUUCAGAUCCUGCAAACACUGAUGCUUGUACAUACUUUUUACUUAUGGAUAUAGCUGCCUAAGCCUCCCUUGAAGGCAAUGGAACUAAUCAUACAUAAAUCUUUACAGGAUUGGGGCCAUAGUGAGUGCAUCAGACUGUCUGAAUAUGACUUACAUUAACUUGCAUGGAAUUCUUACAAGGGUCCAUGAAUCUUGCUCUUUCAACCCCCUAUAUUUUGUUACCUGUUGUGUUUCAAAAGCCUCAAUAAAUAUAUUAAAACUGU